AUGCCGAAACUGCGUGUGGAGUAUGCGAAGUCUGGACGCGGCAAGUGCUCUUCGUCUGGCUGCUCGCAGGAAAUUGUCAAAAAUGAGGUGCGCAUUGGAACGGCGUUUUUGUUCCCAGCGCCCGGCGGCGAACAAAAUGAGGCGGGCAAUGAACGCCUCUGUUACAAGUGGCGCCACCUCUGCUGCUUUACAGACAUACAGUUGGAGAAUGCGAGGGCAUCUGGUGAAAUUAACGACAUUGAUGGAUACAGUGACCUUGCCCCAGCGGAUCAGGAGCUUGUUGAAAAAUUGAAACGGGGUGAGUUGGUUCAAAAGAAAAGUUUGAAGGGAAGAAUUGGGGAUUUUGCAAAUUCACCCCUGGCAGCGGGGCUCCUGCAGAAGGGAAAGGGAUUCGCGAAGGGGUCCACUAAUGCAUCAUCGUCAUCCCCAAGAAAGGCUGCAGUGAAGCGUGGGCAAAUCGCGAAGAGGCCACGCGAGGAGAAAGAAGUGGCGGUAAAGGAAGAAGACGAUUCUGAUGCCACGGAGGAGUACGAAGUGGUUGUGGAGAAAUCGAAGCCACACUGUCCGUAUGGCAGUAAUUGUUUUCGCACCGGCGCCGAACACAUUGCAGAGUAUUUUCACGGCACAGAGGCUGACAAGGCGUCGCCUCCGCGGCUCCGUGCUGUGAUAAAGGGAAAGAAACGUGCGACAUAA
Messenger RNA from Trypanosoma cruzi, 693 nucleotides. RefSeq lists its product as uncharacterized. Bases 1 to 693 code for a protein of 230 amino acids. NCBI's taxonomy places the organism in Eukaryota, Euglenozoa, Kinetoplastea, Trypanosomatida, Trypanosomatidae. Gene Ontology annotation, molecular function: DNA binding; zinc ion binding. The transcript has a single exon. The record is from RefSeq and is a predicted model, not a curated record.